CGACAAAUUAACACUUCACGGCUUGCUCUCUCUGACCUGAUGCUUUCCCCGACCUAUCUCAAUACAUUAUAUUCAUAUUUGCAUUGGGGAUAUGUUGAGGAGCCGAAGGGCCAGCUCCAUUAAAUAGGUUUGCGUUGGAACUGGGUGGCAGUCGCAAUGCCCCGCGAUACAACUAUGCAAGGCGACGUGGAAGCGCCAGCCUCGGCUAGCUGCUCCUAUGGAGUUGGGUUUCAGGAACUGACCAGCGCGAAUGAGGUCGAGGACAUGGAAUUUUACGAAAGGGUUGGAAAGGCUGAGGGACUCGCCCGAUUAUUAUCAAGCUCAGUCGAGUCAGGCCUGAACCCUGACCCCGGUUCCACCGGCCCUGAUUCAGUAGCAGAGCAUAGAAGAGUGUUUGGUGCAAACACUUACAGGGAGGCACCUCCAAAGAACUUCUUUGCGCUGGUAUGGGAGGUGGUGCAAGAUCCCAUUCUUAUACUGCUUAUCCUGGCAGCAUUGGUGUCCACAGUCCUGGGCUCUGCUAUUCCGGAGGAAAGAAAGAAUAAACACUGGAUAGAGGGGGUGGCCAUCUGGGUGGCUGUUAUCGUCGUCACGCUAGUGGGCGCCGGAAAUGACUACUCCAAAGACCUGCAAUUCCGUAAACUCAACGCGCUCAAAGACAAGAUCAAGAUCAAGGUCAUUCGCGGUGGGGACCUGACGCUUGUGGACAACACCGAUAUCGUGGUGGGCGAUGUGGUGUUCCUAGACACGGGUGACAAGGUGGUGGCGGACGGCCUAGUCAUACGCUCCGAGGACCUCACCUUGGACGAGGCGUCGCUCACGGGCGAGUCGGAGCCGGUGAAGAAGGACACUCGCAGCGCUCCAUGGGUCAAGUCGGGAACCAAGGUCACGCAGGGCAGUGGUCACGUCCUGGUCACUGCGGUUGGCGAGCACAGCGAGUGGGGCCGCACACUGGCGCUCGUCGCCGAGGCGGGUGACGAGGAAACGCCGCUGCAGGCGAAGCUGGAAGUGCUGGCGGUAGCAAUUGGCAAGAUCGGCUUCGCGGUGGCAGUGUGCUGCUUCAUCGCUCAGCUCAUAAAGUGGUGUGUCGUGAACCGCGGCUUCCCCAUCAAGAAGAUCAACGACAACGGCCCCAUCCAGUUCUUCCUGUACGCCAUCACCAUCAUCGUGGUGGCGGUGCCAGAGGGGCUGCCGCUGGCGGUCACCAUAAGCCUGGCCUACUCCAUGAAGAAGAUGCUCAAGGACAACAACUUUGUCCGUGUGCUGUCGGCCUGCGAGACCAUGGGCGGCGCCACCGCCAUCUGCUCCGACAAGACCGGCACCCUCACGGAGAACCGCAUGACGGUGGUGGAGGGCUGGUUCGGGGGGCGCAAGUACGACACCGCUCCCAGCAGCACCGACCUGCACCCCGUGCUGCUGCAGGAGCUGGUCAUGAACUGCGCACUCAAUUCCAAGGCUACCUUUGAGAUCAAGCCCGAUGGCAAGAUGGAGUUCACGGGCAACGGCACGGAAUGUGCGCUGCUGCUACUGCUGCACCGCAACUUUGAUGUGGACUACAAGGCGGUGCGACACCAGCACGAGAAGAACAUGGUCAAGAUGUACGGCUUCUCCUCCGCCAAGAAGAUGGCCUCCGUGCUCAUUCGCCUGUCGGACCGCCUGCGCCUGUACAACAAGGGAGCAGCGGAGUGGGUGCUGGCGCGCUGCACCAAGCUGCAAACCGAGUCUGGCGCUGUUGAGAUGACGCCGCUGGUUCGCGAGUCGCUGCUGGGAGUCGUGACAGCCAUGGCCAAGCGCGGCCUGCGGUGCAUCUGCCUGGCGCAUGCGGACUUCCCGCUGGAGGAUCCGAACAGGGCCGCAGACUUCUUCGAGUCCUCGGACAACGUGGACGCCAACCUGACGUGUGUGGGGCUGGUGGGCAUCAAGGACCCGGUGCGACCCGAGGUGCCGGCGGCGGUGGCGACUUGCAAGCGAGCGGGCAUCACCGUGCGCAUGGUCACAGGUGACAACAUCCACACGGCUCAGCACAUUGCACGGGAGUGCGGCAUUCUGUACGAACUCAUCCCAACAGCAUCUGGAGCUGGCGGGGUCACGGAGCUGAGGGCCAUGGAGGGACCGGCCUUCCGGGAGAUGAUCAAGGACCCCGCCUUUGUGGAGCUGCGGCGGCUCAUGAACGAGGGUGACAAGGCGGCCCUGCAGCAGCUGAGGGACAAGAUCAACCACGUGCGGGUGCUGGCCCGCUCCUCACCCGAGGACAAGCUGCAGCUCGUGCGGCUGCUCAAGGAGAUGGGCGAUGUGGUUGCAGUGACGGGCGACGGCACCAACGACGCGCCCGCCCUCAAGGAGAGCGAUGUGGGACUGGCCAUGGGCAUGACGGGCACGGAGGUGGCCAAGGAGGCUGCCGACAUCAUCAUCCUGGACGACAACUUCUCCUCCAUCGUCAAGUCUGUGCUGUGGGGCCGCGCGGUGUUUGCAAACAUCCGCAAGUUCCUGCAGUUCCAGCUGACGGUGAACCUGGUGGCCCUUGUGACCGCCUUCGUGGGUGCGGUGGCGGGCGGGCACGAGCCGCUCAACAUCCUGCAGCUGCUGUGGGUGAACCUAAUCAUGGACACCAUGGGCGCCCUCGCCCUCGCCACGGAGGACCCGCACCCCGCCCUGCUGCUGCAGCGCCCCAACGGCCGCACCGAGUACCUCAUCAACUGGCGCAUGUGCAAGCACAUUGCCGUACAGGGCUCCUACCAGAUCCUCUUCAUGUUCCUCUGCCUCUACCUGCUGCCCACCGGGCCCAAGGGUUUGGAGCAGUACAAGGUGCACACUCGGCCCUACUACUACAACCUCAACUGUGCUGAGAAGGCCAGGGACGCCCUGCCCGGCCGAGUCAACAUCACAACCGCCAACCUCGACUCCGCAGCAGACUUUUCCUGCAACGUGUUGACGUCAUGCGGGCUGCCGUACACUACGAACAUCACCACCUCCCCCUGCGUGCUGGCCGACCCAUGGGUCGCUGCGGGGAUGAGAAUGCCUUCGGAUCGCGGCGAGGCGGUUUGCAUGGGGCCAUUCGGCUUCAAUACGACAAACUGUGACCUCAACGACUGGGUGCAGGCGGUUGAGUCGCGGCUGGAUGACGACUUCAAGACCUACGAGGAGGACGAGUACAAGCGGCCGCUGUCGGUGCUGUUCAACAUCUUCAUCUGCACUCAGGUUGCCAACGAAAUCAACUCCCGCCGCAUCAACGACGAGUACGGCAUCUUUAGCGGUUUCUUCAACAACUGGAUCUUCCUGGCGGUCAUUGCGAUAACGAUGGGGUUGCAAGCCAUCAUUAUCAACUUCCUAGGCAUCUUCUUCAGGGUGGUGUCGCUCAACUGGCAGGAGUGGCUGGUGUCUCUGGCCAUCGGGGCGGGCGCCUGGCCGCUCAGCCUCCUCACGCGCUUCAUUUCCAGGAACCUCCCUUGCUGUGCGGCCUUCGAGGCGCAGCUGCCUCCGGAAAUCGACGACCCAGCGCUGCUCUCCGCCUCCCACGCAUCGCCCUCAGCAGCAGGCGACCUCAGUGAGAAGGCGAUAAACUCCGGUGUUGCGCCUGCCGUAAGUCCGCAGGCCGCCGCCAAUGGUCUCAGUAAGGGCCAGCAGGUUGCUGGUGGCGCAGGUGGGGUUGGCAAUGGUCAUGCCAACGGAGGCCUAGCGUACUUGAAACCCAUGGACCUAGAAUCAGGGAACAUCAAAAAGCUGUGAGAGUGGUUGGGGGCACAAGCGGAUGGUGGUAAGGAGGCAAAGCUUGGCUAUAAGGCGAAAAACGGUGCGCAUCAUGGAGGGUGACCGUGUGUGACCGUGCGCCACUUGCGGUGACGCUGAUGGCUGUUUGCGUCAGUUCGUGACAGUGUCUACCGUUCGCCGAAGAGCCGGCUACAGGGGUGCCGUGUGGGUUAGAGCUCUUAUUGAGCCUGCUACUUGCUGGCUGCCGGCCGGCAUACACAGCCCAGAGGCCUGCUCGAGUGUUCGUUGUGCAUGAGUGCUCGAGUGCGCCUUGGGGGGGUGGUCGUGGUGGUGGUGGUGGAGGUACCGUAGUUGAAGUGAGGGAAGCGCAAACACGAAGGUGGGAUGUCAUGGAGCUUCUCGGCGUUCGUGCUUGAGUGUAUAUACUUGGCAUUCGGGGUUUUGCGGUCGUUCCUGCCAAGCAUGCGCGUUUGGGUGAAUGGUGACAAUUGCGGGUGUGCCGCCGUGUCUGUUAGGGGCCAACCUUUGGGGUCGGUCGUGUGUCUCGGCUCGGCGGACGCUUCGCAUGAAUCUGGUCGGUCACUGGCGUGAAUUCAAACCGUGGGUUCCUUGCAUAGUUCCGGACCUAAUGUUACAAACCAGCUCGCUUGGAUCUGGUAAAUAACUUAUUGGGAGGUUUGCUCGCCGACUUGCCUGCCUUUGUCUUAAAUUGUUGUGUCUUUUGGUUGGCUGCGUACCGGUGUCAGGGGGGAUAUUAACCUUUUCCCUGCAUCAUCAUAGGAGCUGGCCGCAGAGUGCGAAGCAUCGUGGCAUACACGUGAGUAGCCAGUAGGACGUCGUCUUACUUUGAUAAACAUAGGAGUUAGCGACGUGUGGCUGCGUGCUCCUGUGACCUUACAUGUGUUAACGAGUCUCGUGCCCUCGCAAAUGAGGUUGGCGGACGAGAGUAAUGGCUCGUCCGCUCUAUGGUCACGUAAGGUAAAGUUCCUGUGCUGGGGUCUCGUGGCUGGGGUGUUUCCGAAUGUCCAAUCCAGUGUUUGAGCGAUGCUCGAGGUGUUUUCUUGUGCAGCAUGCCCCACCGUGCAGCAAGGCUUACAGGCCAUGCACUUUUGCUUGAGUGUGGCCUCGCUCAGCGUUCUGCGUGGGAGGGGGAAAAAGAGAACUACUUAAUAUCACGGUUUGUUGACCAGCAAGCAAGUCUGUUGCUUACUUGCUGCUGCUGACGUGCAAGGGAUUUGGCGGAGAUGAGGGGGGACCGCUGGGACUCUCGUGCGUUUGGUGCGCUGAACUUGAUAUUUCGUUUGUGCGCUCCCUUCCCAGCGGACUGCUGCAGGAGGAUGUUUCGGAAUAUCGCGGGAGUCCGAGAGCACAUUGUCACAUGGUAUUCGGUACAUCUCGCCGAUAAAAUGACAAAGCUGGAAAAGCUACAAUUUGGUAUCAAGCCUCGUUAGGGUUACCGCUUAAGUGUUGGUGCUUCGGCCUGAGCGUGUUCGCAGCUAGAAGUGUCCGUUCUGUGGGGGAAGUGUAGGGGCUACACGUUGUUAUGAAUGUUUCGGAAAUGCUGUGCAGAAGGGGCCGCACGACGUUCACGACAACGUCCCUUCCCGAAGUGUGGUGUACGAAUUUAUGAACAUCAUCUUCCGUACAACUCGUACAUCCAAUCUCCAUGUUCCGAGGCCGUUACAGUGAUGGCAUAUGCAGAUGCACCCACGCUAGUAGUGAGACGAACGAGGAUUCGAGAGAUACAUGUCCGACUCAAUCCUGACCCAAACCCCCCUCCCUGAACAGCGCAAAUCCUAUUUGUUGCCAUUGUAACGCAUGCACGUACG
Messenger RNA from Astrephomene gubernaculifera, 5537 nucleotides. Lineage: Eukaryota; Viridiplantae; Chlorophyta; Chlorophyceae; Chlamydomonadales; Astrephomenaceae. The record is from the annotation of a GenBank genome assembly.